Molecule: messenger RNA, 2988 nt
Organism: Meleagris gallopavo (turkey)
Lineage: Eukaryota; Metazoa; Chordata; Aves; Galliformes; Phasianidae
Source: RefSeq, a predicted model, not a curated record
UUUUUUCUUUUUUUAAGUACAGGAGGAAUGCAUAUGAGGAGCAGUGAUAUGAAGAAACAUUCUUGAAGUUCAUGUAGAAGAAACCUUGGCUUGUAGGAAAUCUUCCAGAACAGAUUGCAACCAUUGUCUUCCCUUGAAGUAGCUGUACAAGAUGAACAGGCUGUGAUAAUAUUUCUAACUAUCUGACUUGAAAGGACGUGUUUUCGGGUUGCUCAGCAUGGUGUGGGGACCAAUUGCCAUGAAAGGACGCUGCACAUGAAAACUGUUUAAAAUUUUCAUACAAUAACAGAAAAAACAGAACUGCUUUGCAGGCUAUUGAGGUGUGAUAUUUAUAAAGGGAAGACGUUCAGGUUUUCAUGGGUGACUGAGGAGAAGCCAUUUCUGGCCAGGUCACAGAAGCUCAAGGCUCUCUCCGAUGUCCCCCAGCAGGUGAUGGGCAUUCCAGUGCGACCAAGGCCUGUCCAGAGCAGCACUGUGCAGCGCCAGAGCAGCUAACGUGGCUGUGGCGGAGUGUGGCUCCAUGGAGGGCAGCGGCACAGUGGAGGAGGAGGAGAGUGGGGCUGGGUCUGGUGCCCCACCACUCACCCUGUCCUCCCCCUGCAGCUUCAGCUCUUCUCUGUGCUUCAGCUCUGCCACCUCCGAGCAGGGAGCCCCAUCGCCAUCCUCUACUGGCAGCCAUGUGGUGGAAAGCCAGUGGGAGCUCAACAGUGUGGCCUCUGAGUCGGAGGAGGAAGAGGCGAGUACACGGGAGCCACCAGCUGGCACACAGCCCGCAGGGCGGCCGGCUGAGGAGCCCGACCUCGUGAUUGAGGUGUCAGGGCAACGCAUCCGAGCACACAAGUCGGUGCUGGCAGCCAAGAGCGACUACUUCCGAGCCCGUGCCUCGCGAGAUAUCCUGCGGGUGAAGGGGGUGAGCUACGGGGCACUGAGACUCCUCAUUGACUAUGUCUACACAGCCCGCAUGGGCGAGGUGCGGCACGACAACCUGGCCGAAGUGGUGAGUGGUGCCCGUGUCCUCCAGAUGCCCUGCGCCUUGCACUGUGCUGCCGAGGCUAUGCGCGCCCAGCUGCGCCUUGACAACUGCUACCAGCUCCUCUGCCUGGCCAAGAAGCAACGACUGGCAGAGCUGCGGGAGGCCGCCUACCGCUUCAUGAGUGACCACUAUCUGGAGGUGCUGCGUGAGCCAGGCGUGUAUGGCCGUCUCAGUGGGGCAGAGAGGGACCUUAUUCUGCAGCGGCGCCUGGAGGCUGGCCGACGCUGCCUACUGGUGGCUGAAGUCAGUGAUGCUUUCGAGCGGCCUGGUGGUGGCAGCCGACCACAAAGCCGUGAGAGCAGCCGCCCGCAGAGCCCCUCUUCUGUGAUGUCUUUGGAGGAGAGUGGCUCCCUCAUCCAUUGCUACCAUGAGGCCAGCCAUGAGUGGAGGGUGCUGACGCGUCUGCCUGAGGAGGCCAAUGCCAAGGGCUGCGCCAUGUGUGUCCUCCACAACUACCUCUUCCUGGCAGGGGGCAUUGCUGCAGGGCCAGCGGGCAGCGAGCCGCGGGCUCGCCUCUCUGACAAAGUCUUCUGCUACAACCCUCUCACUGACACAUGGAGCCAGGUACGCCCACUGGCUCAGCCUCGUUCACAGCUCAAGCUGCUGGCUCUGGAUGGCUACCUCUACGCUGUGGGGGGCGAGUGCCUCUUCACCGUGGAGAAGUAUGACCCACGGGCUGAUCGCUGGAGCCCUGUUGCGCCCCUACCCAAGGGAGCCUUCGCCGUUGCUCAUGAGGCCACCACUUGCAAUGGGGAGAUCUAUGUCUCGGGGGGAUCCCUCUUCUACCGACUGCUCAAGUAUGACCCCAAGCGUGAUGAGUGGCAGGAGUGUCCUUACAACAGCAGCCGUCGGCGCUCCGCAGACAUGGUGGCCUUCAAGAACUUCAUCUAUCGCUUUGAUGUGAGCAGUGGCCGUGGUGGAGAGCAGGGCCCAGGUGGUGGGACUGGUGGUGGUGUUGAAGUUUUCCGAUACAACACAGUGGCCAAGCGCUGGAGCCAGUGUGCCAGCUUGCGGCCCAGCAGUGGUCCCAUCCAGCCCUUCCGUUGUGCUGCUUUGGGUAACACCAUCUACUGUGUCAACCGGACUGGCACUCUCCGCUUCAACUUAGCCCAGGAUGGCGAGGUGGAAGCGGAUGGUGGGCUCAAGGGUACCUUUGAUGGUGAGCUUCUCAAAGCUCCAUUUGAUGCUAAGGGCCUCCUCCUACCCUUUGUGCUUACUCUUCCGGAGAAGCUGGAGAAAGCAGGGGACCAAGAGGGUUCCCUCUCGCUGUGAGUGGCCAGCCUCGCUCUGGCCUGCUGGUCAGAGGGCUGGGUUGCAGCUUUUGGGGAACAUGCAAAUUCACUCCCACAGAAGGGACCCCCUCCAAUAUGUCUGCAGAGAGAAGGGGCUCCCUCCCCCCCCACGGUUUUGGUCUGGAAGUGCUUGGUUGUCACUUGGGUAACUCCUAUUGUGUCGCCUUGCUUUGUGUGAAAAGCCAAGCAAACCAGAGGAGAAGCUGCUAUAAAAGGAUAAUCUCUGGAUUAUGUUUGUGUCAGUUCCUGACACUUUUUUGCACCUGGAGUUCUAAAAAUUCCUGACAACAGUGUCAUAAUGAAAUGUUCCGGUUAGUAUUGGUUGUGUAUAUGCGUGUAGUUGUGAUCUGGGCUGGAGCCUUUAUGCCACCUGUUUUCUUUUCUCUCCUGGAUGAUUCCAGGGGAUAAGCACUGCUGGCAACAUCUCUUAACUGUAUCUGUUCUUAUGUCAAAUCAACUGUUUCCUCUGCUAGAAAAGUAUAGGAAGAUCAUCUCAAUCACAGCGUCUCAGUGCAAUAGAUUGUUUUAGGAAGACAUGGCACUGUGUGGUCCCAGGAAUUUCAACCGUGAUGAUGUAACAGAUACCAGACUUAAAGCUUUAAGCAACACAAAUGUGUGCCGCGUGUUCAUAUUUGGAAUAUACAACAAAAAAAAAAAAAAAAA